Molecule: messenger RNA, 2316 nt
Organism: Closterium sp. Naga37s-1
Lineage: Eukaryota; Viridiplantae; Streptophyta; Zygnematophyceae; Desmidiales; Closteriaceae
Source: the annotation of a GenBank genome assembly
AUGGUCGGCUCAAGGGAGCUCGGGAGCGGUUCUUAUGUAGCGUACCAGUGGCGUAAGUUGCUCGAUCAUUUCGACACGAUUCUCCAGCAGCUGAAUCAAGACGAGAAAUUUAUCAGGCUGGGAACCCCACAGUACCGGCGAGAUGAUAUUUUAAAGGACGCAUUGACCACACGCGGUGAGUAUUUCGACAAACGGGCGGCUGGUGAUGAUCAGGGUGCGGGGGAGGAGGAGGACAACCUGUGCCAACUUGGGGCCGCCGUUGAGGACACAUGUGCCCCGCCCGUGAUUGAUGCGGAAAUAGUCUCGCUAGGGGACCUGGUAGCUGACGGCGCACGAAUGGGUCUGGCCAAUUCUUGUCGGAGCGACACGGAUGGAGAGCCACCCGUUCGAAGGGAGAAUGCGCGCGAAAUCCUUCGUGGAAUGAGGGAGAUGCAGCAGAGGGCCGCACAAGAGGAAACCCAGCGUCGCGGAUCGGAGGCCCUAGAGCAGAGGGAGGAGGAGGAGAAUAUGGACGAGGAUCUUGCAAUGGCUUUAGAUGCAGUGCACCUCCCGGUCGAGAAUGAUGAACAGGAGCAGGGGCAGGGUAUGAUCCGGGGGGGGGAAGCACGCAAGGAGGAGGAGGCAAAUCAGAGGAAGGAACAGAAGCGUAAGAGGCUCGAGGACGAGGGGCGAGAGGCCCGCAAAAAGGAGGCGAGGGAGAGGGAUGAACGGGAGCGGAAGAGACUCGAGGACGAGAGGAAGGAUGCCCGCGAAAAAGAGGCAGCGAUGGAGAGGGAGGAUCAGGAGCGGAAGAGGGUCGAGGAAGAGAAGCGUGAGGCGCGCGAAAAGGAGGCGGCAAGGGAGAGGGAGGAGCAGGAGCGGAAGAGGGUCGAGGACGAGAAGCGGGAGGCGCGUGAAAAUGAAGAGGCAAGGGAGAGGGAGGAGCAGGAGCGGAAGAGGCUCGAGGACGAGAAGCGGGAGGCGCGCGAAAAUGAAGAGGCGAGGAGAGGGGUGAACGGGAGCGGAAGAGACUCGAGGACGAGAAGCGGGAGGCGCGCGAAAAAGAAGAGGCGAGGGAGAGGGGUGAACGUGGGCAGAAGAGACUCGAGGACGAGAAACGUGAGGCGCGAAAAAAGGAGGAAUUCGGCGGAGCAAGGUGCACGCUUCAACGACUGCAUGGGCGAGAUUCGCCAGUUUGGAGAGCAGAUGCAGGGGUGGGACAAUCACUACUUGCAGGACUACGACAAUUUAACAAACGAGUACAACGUGCUUCGGAAUUCAGUGGUCCGAGAACGAGAAGAAGUCCGCCAAAUGCGUACUUCUCUUUCGACGGCAGCGGCCGAGACACGAGCGGCAGCAGCUGACGCGGAUCAAGCAGCGGCUGUGGGAGCAUUGGAGGAGAAGUUCGUGGGGUUUUUAGACACUGUUGGGGAGAAGCUGAAGGAUAUGGUGGAGCAGGCGGUAGAGCGGGCAUCUUGUGGGGCCGCGAAGGAGUUGCAGAAAGAGAAGGAGAAGGCGAGUGAGGAGAGGAGGGCGGCCGAGGCGCGGAGGCGGGCUGGAGUUCAGACGGGGCAAUCGACUGGCGCAGAGAAGUGGCGGGCAGAGGCGGAACGCAAAAAGGAGGAAGAAAAGAGGCGGAAGGAGGAAGCAAGGUUAGAGGGGGAGAGUAAAAAGGAGGAAGAGAAGAGGCGGAAGGAGGAGGAAGAAAGGAUAGAGGCGGAGCGCAAAAAGGAGGAGGGGAAGAGGCGGAAGGAGGAGGAAGCAAGGAUAGAGGCGGAGCGCAAAAAGGAGGAGGAGAAGAGGCAGAAGGAGGAGGAAGCAAGGUUGGAGGAGGAGCGCAAAAAGGAGGAGAAGAAGAGGCAGAAGGAGGGGGAAGCACGGUUAGAGGAGGAACGCAAAAAGGAGGAUGAGAAGAGGCAGAAGGAGGAGGAAGUAAGGAUAGAGGAGGAGCGCAAUAAGGAGGAGGAGAAGAGGCAGAAGGAGGGGGAAGCAAGGUUAGAGGAGGAUCGCAAAAAGGAGGAAGAUGCUCGGAAGCGUGCAGAUGGCGAGGCCGCAAAGGUUGCCGAAGAGACACGGAAGAAGGCGGCUGAGGAGCGGCCAAAGGCGGCAGAGAGGCGGGCAGGGCCAAGAAAUGUGUCAGGUGCCGAUAAGAAGAGUGAUGCAGAGGCCAGGGGGAGCAAAAUCCAAGUUGUUGUUGAGGAAAAGGAGAUCGGAGUGCACAAGUGUGACACUCAUGAGCAGCAGAAUUUUCAGGUCAAGGUGCAGCUGAAGAAUUCAGCUGCUAAGGAGAAGGCGUUGGGGCUGAGUGUGGGAAGCAUUGCUGCUGGUGGGGUUUGA